GCUCAAACACGCGUUCUCCUCGAUCGAGAAAACCUCCCACUUCCAGUUCCAUCACACGCGCCCUCCUCCGCACCCAGCAUCCCACACUCGCUUGUCGCGUCCUAACACAUCUUUCUUGUAUAAAAGAUAUGGAAACACCAGAGUCAAGACACGCGGGCGAACCGAUUGAGAUCGACGACGACGACCGCGCCGAGGAGACACUGCAUACGCCCGCGCCAGCGACGAGUAGCACAGGUCCGUUUAACGGUACGCGCGGGUCUAUAUCCGGCGGCCGUAAGAAGAAGUCCUCACUCACCAGCACGCCGUCAUCCGCCACCGGCUCGAAAUCCUCGUCGAGGAAGAAAGACGACGCGGGAAAGCCGAGAUCGACGCCGACGACGACAAAUGAGGAAGAUGACGGGCCGACGGGACAGACGACGUUACCGCUUGCGAGGGUGAAGAAGAUUAUAAAGCUUGACGAGGACGUGAGGGCGUGUUCGAACUCUGCUUCGUUUGCGGUGACGGUUGCUACGGAGAUGUUCAUCCAAUAUCUCUGCGAGAAGAGUUUACAAAUGUCAAAGAGCGAUAAGCGCAAGACUUUACACUACAAAGACUUAGCGUCCGCGGUACAUAAACUUGAUGAACUCGAGUUCCUGUCAGAUGUGAUCCCGCGAACAGUACCCCUGCAGAAAGUCCUCAAAGACCGCCGUGCGCGCGCCGAAGUCGACGGCCAAGGCUACCCCUCCCACUCCGCAUCCUCAACCAGCGGCACCGCCAAACCCGCGGGCAAAAGCCAGCAAACCCUUUUAAAAAUCCCCGUGCUCGAAACCCCAACAGGAGCAGAGCCGAUGAGCGUUGUGCUGCCCCGCCAGCAGCAGCAGCGGGCGCCGGGCGGGCCGAGUAUGGUUAUGCUUGAUUAUUCGCAGGAGACGGAGGAGGAGGAGGAUGAGAACGGGACGGAGGUCGAGGAGGAGAGGUCUACGGCUACGGGCGAGAGGAGCGACGCGGGGAUGCAUGCGCCUGUGGAGGAGAUGGAGUUGGAUAACUAGUAGUCAAUAGAAUAGCUGUAGUAAGAAGAGAGUAUAAGAACAAACCCCUCGUUAAUGUAAACUAGGUGGUUUGAGUAAAUUAAGGGGACUCAGCGGGCGGCCAAUCAGCGCCGCGAGAAACGGGU
Molecule: messenger RNA, 1153 nt
Organism: Myxozyma melibiosi
Lineage: Eukaryota; Fungi; Ascomycota; Lipomycetes; Lipomycetales; Lipomycetaceae
Exons: 4
Coding region: 129-1028 (299 amino acids)
Biological process (GO): DNA-templated DNA replication
Cellular component (GO): CHRAC; nucleus
Molecular function (GO): protein heterodimerization activity
Source: RefSeq, a predicted model, not a curated record